AUGGAUCACAUAGGGGCUCACCACCUGCACCAGGGCCAGGCCGAGCCCAUCAGCUUCGGCAUCGACCAGAUCCUCAACACGUCGGAGCCGGGCAGCUGCAUGGUGUCGCACCCGCGCCUGCAGGACUCGGCGGACUACGGCCUGGGCUGCAUCGUGGGCAGCGCCUACAACACCGUGAGCGGCGGCUACGGGCCGAGCGGCGGCGCGGCGGGCGCCUAUAACGGCACCUCGUGCAGCAUGGGCGCCCUGCCCGGCUCCUACAACGUGAACAUGGCGGUGAGCAUGAACGGCAACAGCCUGAGCUCGCCCGCCGGCGUGAUCCGCGUGCCCGCGCACCGGCCCGUGGCCGGCGGCGUGCACCAGCCCCUGGCCGCCGCCGCCGCCGCCGUGCCGGCCGUGAACGGCAUGAACAGUCUCACGGGGCUCACCUUCCCCUGGAUGGAGAGCAACAGGCGCUACACGAAAGACAGGUUCACAGGUCACCCCUACCAGAACCGCACGCCCCCCAAGAAGAAGAAGCCGCGCACGUCCUUCACGCGCCUGCAGAUCUGCGAGCUCGAGAAGCGCUUCCACCGGCAGAAGUACCUGGCCUCGGCCGAGCGCGCCGCCCUGGCCAAGGCCCUCAAGAUGACAGACGCCCAGGUGAAGACCUGGUUUCAGAACCGGCGCACCAAGUGGAGGAGGCAGACGGCGGAGGAGAGGGAGGCAGAGCGGCARCAAGCGAACCGCAUCCUCAUGCAGCUGCAGCAGGAGGCCUUCCAGAAAACCAUCAACCAGCCCAUCCAGGCGGACCCCAUCUGYGUCCACAACUCCUCUCUCUUCGCCCUGCAGAACCUCCAGCCCUGGUCUGAUGACUCCACCAAGAUCACCAGCGUCACCACCGUGGCCUCCGCUUGCGAGUGA
This is a messenger RNA of Nothoprocta perdicaria, 903 nucleotides long. It is a transcript of the gene TLX1, whose product is annotated as T cell leukemia homeobox 1. The coding region runs from base 1 to 903 and encodes 300 amino acids. Gene Ontology annotation, biological process: regulation of transcription by RNA polymerase II; animal organ development. Gene Ontology annotation, molecular function: RNA polymerase II cis-regulatory region sequence-specific DNA binding; DNA-binding transcription factor activity, RNA polymerase II-specific. Gene Ontology annotation, cellular component: nucleus. NCBI's taxonomy places the organism in Eukaryota, Metazoa, Chordata, Aves, Tinamiformes, Tinamidae. The transcript is spliced from 3 exons. The record is from RefSeq and is a predicted model, not a curated record.